AUGGCCGCAAAACUUCAACGUCGGAUGGUAGCCAAGCUGUUCCGGGCUUGCGUAUUGAUGGCAGUAUUUUAUCUCGUUUUACGACUCCGUGAGACUACAACGUGGGCGACAAACAGGGCCAUUCUAUCCCCUCUUUGGAAACAGACUUCGACACUCAAGGAUUCUAUCCGCUCGGCGACGGGCUCCGGGGUAUCCAAAACACCAACCACGACAGACGCGAUACCAAGGAAGCUGUGGUACAAAAUCGGACCUGCAGGGUUGAAGAAGGAGCUCAAGCCAUGCGUCAAAUCUUGCCUCGAGAACCCAGACUACGAAUUCGAGUUCUUGACGGACGAGUCGGGCGACGACUUUGUCAAAGAGCACUACUCGUGGAAUCCAAAUCUAGUCAAGACCUUUCUCUCCAUCAACAUCCCCAUCAUCAAAGCGGACCUGCUGCGCUACCUCAUCCUCUACGAGAUGGGCGGCAUCUGGAUCGACCUGGACGUGUCCUGCGAGGCCCCCAUCAACGAAUGGAUCCCCGACCAGUACAGGUCUGCUGCCGCCACCGUCGUGGGGAUGGAGUUCGAUUCGGACAGGUGGCAGCGACAGCUCGCCACCUGGACCAUCAUGGCCAAGCCGAAACAGCCCCAUUUCUUGAUCGCAGUCGAAGGCUGCCUGGAAAACCUGGCCGCCGCUGCCAAAAGGCUUCACGUCCCGAUAUCCGAUCUGAAGCGCAACAUGAUCGACGACAUUAUCGACGUGUCGGGCCCGAGGCGGAUGACGAAGUCGAUUUAUCAAAGCCUGAGCAAAUCUCUCAACAGGGAGGUCGGGAAUAACGAUAUAGCCAACGUUACGGAACCGAGGCUUUUGGGCGAUGUUUUGAUAUUGCCUGACCACUCGUUUGCAGAUUCCAUGAACAUGUGGUGGGGAGACAAGGUGCCAGGGCGGAAGCUUGUAGUUCAUCAUUACGCAAGGUCGUGGAGAAAUGAAAAAGGGGGAGAAUAG
Messenger RNA from Pyricularia pennisetigena, 984 nucleotides. RefSeq lists its product as uncharacterized. NCBI's taxonomy places the organism in Eukaryota, Fungi, Ascomycota, Sordariomycetes, Magnaporthales, Pyriculariaceae. The record is from RefSeq and is a predicted model, not a curated record. Gene Ontology annotation, cellular component: mannan polymerase complex. The transcript has a single exon. Gene Ontology annotation, molecular function: alpha-1,6-mannosyltransferase activity. Gene Ontology annotation, biological process: protein N-linked glycosylation. The coding region runs from base 1 to 984 and encodes 327 amino acids.